Messenger RNA from Vicia faba (fava bean), 4173 nucleotides. The record is from the annotation of a GenBank genome assembly. NCBI's taxonomy places the organism in Eukaryota, Viridiplantae, Streptophyta, Magnoliopsida, Fabales, Fabaceae.
AUGAAUAGGCCGAAAAGUGAUGGCAUGACCUUCACGAAGGAGCCUUACAUCGAGGACACAGGAGCACGCAAAAUAGCUGGUAUUUCAUUUUCCACGCUAUCUGAAACAGAAAUCAUGAAAAUUGGUGAAGUUCAAGUGUGGCACGCUGAUUACUAUGAUGCUUUUAAAAAGCCUGUUCCUGGUGGCUUGUUGGAUUCCCGCAUGGGCGCUGCUAAUAAGAGUCUUUCCUGUGCAACAUGCCACGGGCUAUAUGCUGACUGUCAAGGGCACUACGGAUACUUACCACUUGCCCGACCUGUUUUCAAUGUUGGAUUCUUAAGUACAAUUGUGAAAAUACUCAAGUGCAUUUGUAAGCAUUGUGCUCGUGUUCUCCUUGAUGAAGAUUCUCGUAAAAAGAGUUUGAUGAAAAUGAGAAACCCCAAAUUGGAUGGGCUGCAAAAGAUGCAAUUGCUUGAAUCUAUAAUGAAAAAAUAUAAAAGUGUUAAAGCCAUAGCGUGCCCAAGAUGUGGAUAUAUCAAUGGUUCAGUAAAGCACAAUAAGUCUACCCUGAGCAUUAUUCAUGACUGCGACAAUGAAGUUGUUGCAGAGCUCCAAUCAGCUCUUUCUGAUGUAAACAAUUAUAGGGCAAGCAGUGACUUGACUUCUCGAGUUCUUGACCCUCUCAGGGUCCAUUCCUUGUUUAAAAAGAUGCAUGUUGAGGACUGCGACCUACUUUAUAUUGAAAAACCAGAGAAGCUCAUAAUAACAAACAUUGCUGUGCCACCGAUAGUUAUUCGACCUUCAGUCAUAAUGGAUGGAGUAAGCAAUGAAAAUGACAUAACAGUGAAGCUAAAGGAAAUAAUCAAGGUAAAUGCUUGUUUGGGCCAAGAAUCGGGAGAAUCAUCCAAAUUUCAGGAAAAUUGGCUUAUGCUUCAGUUCCAUGUUGCUCAAUACAUAAAUAGUGAUGUUAAAGGUGGGUCAAUCUAUAAUCAACCGAGCAAGCCUUUAACCGGUUUUAUUCAACGCAUUAAAGGGAAGCAGGGACGUUUCCGUAGCAAUUUGUCUGGAAAACGGGCUGAAUAUACUGGCAGGACAGUUAUUUCACCCGAUCCUAAUCUAAAGAUUACCGAGGUUGCAAUACCAAUCCAUAUGGCUCGCAUUUUGACUUAUCCCGAACGUGUUACACAUCACAACAUAGAGAAGUUGAGACAAUGUAUGAGAAAUGGUCCUGAUAAGUAUCCAGGUGCAAGGCUUCUUAAAAAAUCCGGUGGUACCUCAUGGAAUUUAAAACUUUCUUCUAGGAAGCGCCUUGCCGAUGAGCUGAAAUUUGGUGAUAUUGUUGAUCGCCAUUUAGAAGAUGGAGACAUUGUUCUUUUCAACAGGCAGCCAAGCUUGCAUCGGAUGUCUAUGAUGUCUCAUAGGGCAAGGAUUAUGCCAUGGCGAACUUUGAGAUUUAAUGAAUCAGUAUGUAAUCCAUAUAAUGCCGAUUUUGAUGGUGAUGAGAUGAACCUACACGUUCCACAGACUGAGGAGGCUCGAACAGAGGCUCUUUUAUUGAUGACGGUGCAAAACAAUUUGUGUACCCCAAAAAAUGGGGAAAUUCUAGUUGCCUCUACACAAGACUUCUUAACCUCUUCCUUUCUGAUAACUAGGAAAGAUACUUUUUAUGAUCGUUCAGCAUUUUCACUUAUCUGUUCAUACAUGGGGGACGGCAUGGAUCUUAUUGAUUUGCCAACUCCUGCAAUUAUUAAGCCCGUUGAACUCUGGAGUGGUAAGCAGUUAUUUAGCAUUUUAUUGCGCCCACAUGCAAAUGUGAGGGUGUAUGUGAACCUCACCGUAAAGGAGAAAAUAUACAACGCAAAGAAGCGUGAUGACAGGAAUAGAGAAUUGAAAACAAUGUGCCUGAAUGAUGGAUUUGUUUACUUUCGCAAUAGUGAGUUAAUCUCCGGGCAAAUUGGAAAGGUGACUUUAGGAAAUGGCAACAAGGAUGGGCUUUUUUCUGUGUUACUAAGAGACUAUAAAUCUGAUGCUGCUGCUUCUUGCAUGAAUCGUCUUGCUAAAUUAAGUGCUCGGUGGAUAGGUAACCAUGGGUUCUCCAUAGGCAUCGAAGACGUCCAACCUAAAGUGAUACUGAUCCACCGGAAGAAUGAAACGAUUGACAAGGGUUAUGAUGUCUGUGAUCGUUUCAUAGAAGAUUUCCAUAAAGGAAAGCUAAAACUCGCAGCUGGUUGUGAUGCUGCUCAAACAUUAGAGUCUAGUAUAUUUGGUACAUUAAAUAAUUUACGUGACGCAACAGCACAGGUUUGCAUGCAAACAUUACACUGGAGAAAUAGUCCACUGAUCAUGUCACAGUGUGGCUCCAAAGGAUCUCCUAGCAAUAUCUGUCAAAUGGUUGCCUGUGUUGGUCAACAGUCAGUUGGAGGUUGUCGUGCUGCUAAUGGGUUCCUAGACCGGAGUCUUCCGCAUUUCCCUAAAAGAGCCCAAACCCCUGCUGCUAAAGGUUUUGUUCGUAAUUCCUUUUACUCUGGAUUGUCAGCUACUGAGUUUUUCUUCCAUACAAUGGCAGGGAGAGAAGGGCUCGUUGAUACAGCGGUCAAAACUGCAGACACUGGAUAUAUGUCUCGUAGAUUAAUGAAAGCUCUAGAGGACUUAUUUUUACAUUAUGAUUACACUGUAAGAGAUACCAAUGGUAGUAUUGUUCAGUUUUGUUAUGGAGAUGAUGGUAUGGAUCCAGCAGGCAUGGAAGGAGAAAAUGGAAAACCAUUAAAUUUUGAUCGGUUAUUUCUCAGAAGCAAGGCCAUAUGUCCCCCUGACGGAGAUCAUGUAAUCUUAUCUUCUUCAGAUGUGCGUAGAGUACUUCAAGAGAAGCUUUCUGAAGUUGGUAUGUCUAAUUCAGUGGAGAAGGAUGCUUCAGAUAUAAUGUCAGAGGUGGGCUUCUCUGCAGAUUUCAUUCAAUCUCUACAAUCCUUUGUCGAAAAAAAUACAUUAACAGAAAUUAUCACCGAGGGCGAUUCUACAAAUCUAAAGAACCUGAGUAACUUUAUUCCAAAAAUAUCUGGGAUCAGUCGCAGACAACUAGAGGUAUUUCUAGAUAUUUGUCUAUCACGUUAUCGUUUCAAAAAAAUUGAGGCGGGAACUCCAAUUGGUGCAAUUGGGGCUCAUAGUAUUGGAGAACCUGGGACUCAGAUGACUUUGAAAACUUUUCACUUUGCUGGGGUUGCAAGCAUGAAUGUUACUCUUGGAGUUCCUCGCAUCAUAGAAAUUAUAAAUGGAGCACCAAAUAUUAAGACACCGAUCAUCACUGCUAUACUUGAGAGGGAUGAUAAUGCAAAUAUUGCAAAGGUGGUGAAAGGCCGCAUAGAAAAAACAAAUUUAGGCCAGGUUGCAAAGAGCAUUCAAGUUGUUUACACUUCAAGAUCAGCGGCAAUUUUAAUCUCGCUGGACAUGAAAAUUAUCGAAGAUGCUCAUCUGAAUAUAGAUGCUAAUACUGUAAAACAAUCAAUUUUGCAAUCUGGGCUGAAGUUGAAGUCAGAGAAUAUUAAGGUUUUGGAUAUGAAAAAGCUUCAAGUGGAUCCUCGUGUUGCUAGCCGUAGUGAAAUCCUUUUUCAACUUAACAAUCUCAAAAAUUUGCUUCCAUUAGUAGUAGUGAAGGGAGUUAAAACUGUCGAAAGAGCUGUGCUAGAAAUAAAAAAAGAAAAAAAACCUGAGACUUACAAUUUACUGGUUGAAGGCAAGGGCCUUAAAGAGGUAAUGGGAAUUGAAGGGGUUAAUGGACAUAGAACCGUUAGCAAUCAUAUCAUUGAAAUGAUGAACAUUCUGGGAAUUGAAGCUGCCAGAUAUUGCAUCAUUGAACAGAUACAGUAUACAAUGAAAAGUCAUGGAAUGAGUAUAGACGUACGCCAUAUUAUGCUUCUAGCAGAUAUGAUGACUGUCAGGGGUCAAGUCCUUGGAAUGACAAGACAUGGAAUUCAGAAGAUGGGCAGAAGUUCACUGAUGCUCGCAUCAUUUGAGAGUUCAACUGAUUAUCUUUUCGACGCAGCCUUGCGUGGGAAGGGUGAUCCAAUUGAUGGAGUGAGUGAUUGUAUAAUCAUGGGUAAACCAAUUCAUAUAGGCACCGGAAUGAUCGAGGUCCAACAAAGGUUGGAGCCUUCUGUGUUGCCCCGGGGAGCUAAUCCGAUUCUAUCUGGAGUAUAA